This is a messenger RNA of Trematomus bernacchii (emerald rockcod), 1184 nucleotides long. Its product is annotated as solute carrier family 22 member 5-like. Gene Ontology annotation, cellular component: membrane. Gene Ontology annotation, biological process: transmembrane transport. NCBI's taxonomy places the organism in Eukaryota, Metazoa, Chordata, Actinopteri, Perciformes, Nototheniidae. The transcript has 8 exons. Gene Ontology annotation, molecular function: transmembrane transporter activity. The annotation marks the transcript as partial. The record is from RefSeq and is a predicted model, not a curated record.
UCUUCCAGGUUUGGGAGGAAGAAGGUGGUUUUCAUCUCUCUCGUGGCCCAGAGUGUGGCAGUCAUGCUUCAGUCCUUCUCUCAUUCAUGGCAGAUGUUCUGCGUCAUGUUCCUCUUUGUCGGAGCCUCACAGAUUUCCCUCUAUAUUUCUGCGUUUGUGCUAGGAACGGAGGUUUUGAGUAAAACAAUGCGAAUACUCUUCACAACUCUCGGAGCCUUCCUCUUCUAUUGCAUUGGGUACAUGACACUACCCUGGAUUGCAUACGGCAUCAGAGAAUGGAGGACUCUUCUGGCAGUUCUGUCCUCAACUGCUGUUGUCUACAUCCCUCUGUGGUGGUUCAUCCCAGAGUCUCCUCGAUGGCUGAUCACCCAGGGAAGAGUGGAGGAGGCGGAGGCCAUAGUGAGAGAGGCUGCACGGAAAAAUAAGAUUGAAGCCCCAGCUGUAAUCUUUAAAGAAUCUGAGGCAUCGGCACAAUUUAAGAAAUACACCAUGCUUGACAUCCUAAAAUCCAAGAAAAUCAGAUGCAUAACUUUGAUGUGUCUCAUUCUGUGGAUGGCAAUAAACAUCGGGUAUUUCGGAUUGUCCCUGAACACCUCCAACCUGAGCGGCAACCCCUUCAUGAACUGUUUUUUAUCAGCUACGACUGAAGUCCCUGCAUAUGUCGUUUCAACUGUGCUUCUAAAGAAGUGUCCGAGAAGAGCACUUCUGUCGUCGUUCCUCAUCAUCGGAGGAGGAGUUCUUCUUCUCAUCCAGUUCAUCCCUGAAGAUCUUCAAUAUGUUGCUCUGGCACUGGAAAUGACUGGAAAGUUUGGCUUCACCAUGGCCUUCAGCAUCAUCUACAUUUACACCGCUGAGGUUUACCCUACUGUACUCAGGAACGUGGGCAUGGGGAUGUGCUCCUCUGCGGCACGCAUCGGCAGCAUCACAGCUCCUUAUGUCAUAUAUUUAGGUAGUUAUAAUAAGGCUCUUCCUUAUAUCCUCAUGGGAAGUCUCACAAUUGCCUCAUCUGUUGUGAACCUUUUCCUUCCGGAGACCCUCAACAGAGAUCUUCCAGAAACAGUGGAGCAGAUGCAGGAAUGUCAGGGGUAAGUUCAUUCCACUUAAAAUCCUGUGUUUUUCAUGUUACUAUUACAUAUUUAUUUUUGAAUCAACUUUAUUAUUAUUAUUUGUAUUAUUUAUUUUUU